AUGUCAGAUCUAAAGACGGUUUCAAGGUCACAGUUGUUUGAUGAUGACUUUAAUUCCAAUCACAACAAUGAUGAGUUGACUAAUUCUUCCGAUUCAGAGCCUCAAAAUUACACUCUUCCUCCUCCAGGUUUUGAUUUCGAAAUUGUUGAUGUUGAAGAUGCUGAACAUAGCAGUAAUAACGAUACCACAGAGGUUGAAAGCGGUGAAUAUGCAAAGGAGGAGAAAGUGGAAUAUUUCCCGCUGUUUUCUACGUCUAAUGAUACAAAGGAAGAUGCCAGAGAAGCAAAACCAUCUUUAGUGAAGGUGAAAAUAGACGAUGUAUCGGUUGAAGAGGAGAGAGAUGAAUUUAAAAGUACAAAGGACCAGGAAAAAGAAUGGGAUGAUCUAGUACAUCAGCUGAAUGCUAAUGCACGACCUUUGUCAUAUUAUUUCCCAACUUUAGGUGAAGACGAACAUAGAAAAAUGGAAUCUAUGGCGGUAGAUGGUGAAACCAUUUUGAAAUGGAGUAAAGAAUUUGUUGUGGAAUCUAAGUACAAGUUGAUAGAUUUAAAGGAAUAUAAUGCAAAGAUUGAUUUAUACUAUAAAAUCGAUGCUUCCAGAAAAAAGUCACGUAAAAGACCUGGUAAAAAGAAAAGGGAUGCAAGGAUAUUCAGGAAAGAAAGAUUGGAAAAAUGGAAAAAAGACUUAAAACUUGCCCAAGAGAGAGCCAGGCAAAGAAAGUAUAGAGAGCUAUCUAAUUUCACAAAAGAAAAACCAAAAAAAUCAUUCUUUGGGGAAAACACCAAACGUAUUAGAACUGUAUCCAGGAGUUCCAAUAAGGCCACCUCCAAGCUACCCGGAAAACCUGUUUUUAGAACUGAGUGA
Messenger RNA from Pichia kudriavzevii, 864 nucleotides. RefSeq lists its product as uncharacterized. Bases 1 to 864 code for a protein of 287 amino acids. The transcript has a single exon. The record is from RefSeq and is a predicted model, not a curated record. Lineage: Eukaryota; Fungi; Ascomycota; Pichiomycetes; Pichiales; Pichiaceae.